Messenger RNA from Hermetia illucens (black soldier fly), 2728 nucleotides. Its product is annotated as beta-1,3-galactosyltransferase 1-like. Gene Ontology annotation, molecular function: hexosyltransferase activity. The transcript is spliced from 5 exons. Gene Ontology annotation, cellular component: membrane. Lineage: Eukaryota; Metazoa; Arthropoda; Insecta; Diptera; Stratiomyidae. The record is from RefSeq and is a predicted model, not a curated record. Bases 323 to 1822 code for a protein of 499 amino acids.
UUUCGCGAGAUACAUAACCUCGAUGACGGUUCGGUGUCUGUUUUCAUUCCGCUUGGAUACUCGUUUUCGGCGUUCUCGUCUUCCACUCAUUGCAGCAACUGCCCAUUUGUUGGCUGCGUUUUAGUGCAUUCGUUGCCAUUUUUUGCGGAGUGUGUUCCGAAACUCGCAAUAGUUCGGCUAAAUCCCGGGACCUGCAAUUCAAUUAAAUGAUUGUGCGGUGAAAAAUGUAGUUUCAGUGCCAAGGAAGAAGGGGAGACUUUCUGGAAAACUUAGCAGGCAGCCGGAGCAACAGACGCUGUGAAUAUAAUCUCGAAUUGCCAUUAUGGAACUAUUUCCGGCCCAAAGUCGACCAUUACUGGCCGAUUAUUAUUCAAAUACAUCAAACGAAGACGAGGACGAGUAUUAUAGAAGCGAAAAUGAUAACAGUGUGACAAUAACCAAAGGUGACAUCGCUGGCGAUGACAUCGUUACGAGUAAUGGCAGUAGAAGGAAUCGUCAUCAGUUUUCAAAUCGUCGAACAAAACGUUAUACGCGUUGUGUAAUAAUCUGUGGUGCCCUAGUAGUCAUCUUACUUUUGAUAUAUAUUCCGUUAUUUAGUAAUAUCCAAUCAAGGCUAGGUAUGGAUGUUUGCAUACAGAUCAAUUCUAAUUCUUCCUGCAUGCAUGAAAGCGAAGUUGUACCGAUACCUGGCUGGGGAUUCAAUACUUCGAGGACUGUAUCGGAUUAUGUGUUCCCGGAUCGUGAUACAACUUUGAUAGAACCGAGGAGUGUUUGUCAUAGUAACUUUUUCGUUUUAAUUGUAGUGUGUUCGGCUGUGGAUAAUUUUUCGAAUAGACAAAUGAUUCGAGAAACAUGGGGAAAUGUAACGGAAUUCAAUUAUCCCUUAUUCUCCAAAAUUCAUAGUAAUCUUGCCGGCCAAUAUUUAGAUAUUAGCGAAUUGAAUUUAAGAAUGUAUGCUGACUUCUUGAAUAUUUCAAAGGAAUCAAAUUUAAACGAAUCUAGUCAUCAUCGUAAUUAUCCGGUUCGAAUAGUUUUUUUAAUUGGUAAGUCAAAAAAUAAUGAUAAGACUGGCAAUGAAACGAUAGCUCGACUAAAGCUCGAAUCCGAACAAUAUGAUGAUUUAAUCCAAGAGGACUUUCUCGAUACUUAUCACAACCUCACAAUAAAAUCAGUGAUGCUGUUGAAAUGGGUACAGAAGAGAUGUUUAACACGCGUGCGAUUUGUGAUGAAGUGUGAUGAUGACACGUUUGUGCAUAUACCGAAUCUCUUGCAUAUUCUGCUGGGCGGAACAGUGCCUAUUUACAAUUCAACAUUAGAAUACUUUGAUGCUGAGAAUGUGAAUGUUUUGGCGUCAAAAAAUCGACUUACUCAAGAUAAAGAUCUGCUGAUGGGCUACAUGUUUUGUUUUGUUAAGCCGGUCGCAACCGUUGGAAAUAAGUGGUAUUCUCCGCUAUAUAUGUACAGCGGCGAUACUUACCCAAACUAUUUAUCGGGAUCGAGUUAUCUUAUGUCCGUUGAUGUCAUACCUAAAUUAUUUAAUGCCUCGCUUCAUACAGCUCUUUUGCAUUUAGAAGAUGUUUAUAUAACGGGUAUAUGUGCAGAAAAAAUACAUUUGAGACGAAGACAGCAUCCUUUAUUCUGUUUUGAUCAUGCGCAUAACAAAUGUACAUACAGAGGGAUUGUCACGCAACAUUACCUCAAGGGUGAUGUUAUGCGUGAUGUGUAUUCUGCGACAAUGAACUUAACGAUCGAAUGUGCGCCUCCGGAUAAAUAUUUUAAAGUUAAGCGUCUAAAGAAACGAUUGAAAAAUUGCCAUUAUUAGAUUUUUUUUUUUAAAUUCUAGCACGUUAAUUGCCAUAGUGGAGGAAUUAAGUUUUCUGAAUAUUCAAGCACAAUAAUUAGAACCAACUUAUUUUCAAUUAAUUUUCUGAUGUGUAAGAACCCCUAUUGGCUCUUGAGAAUAAUUGAUUACAAAUGUUUAUGCCCAUGGCCAUUUAACGUGUUAAUGUUUGAUCUAGUAUUCUGAAAAAUAUCAGAAAAAAUUGUUUUCUAAAUGCAAAGUAGGCAAACAACGUGAUAAGAGAGUAACGAAGAUGAUAUUAGAAAGAAAAGUGAAUAUAGAUGCAACAAAUUAUCAUAAGAUAUUCAUAUUUUAGUGAAAAGUAAAAAAGAACAAUAAUUGUAGAUCGUAUUGUAUUCAAUUGUAUUAGGUAAGCUGUAAUUUUUUGUACAGUCUCAAUAAUGGAAUUCGUAGGCAAUCAUGUAGAUAAUGUUGCAUACAAGACAAAGCGACACCAUGAUGAUAGAGUGAAGCUUUUAGUUUACUUUUGCAUUGAAUUCAAAAUGACUCCAACGAUUCUAGGAAAGUAUUUUAAAAUUUCUAGGGCGCAAUUUUUUUCUCGCAAAAUGCUUUUAUUCGCAUAUAUAUAUACUAAAAAGCUUGAUCUCCUUAGAGUAUACCGAAAUUUUAGGAUUGUACAUAAUGUCAAUGUAUUAUACAUCUAUUAUCUACCCACUUAGCGUUUCAGCGGCGUAUAUAUUUUUAUAAUCGGUUUAUUGUACAUAGGAAAUUUGUUAUAACGGUAUAACUGCAAAUUAUCAUUGAAAAAUAUCAUGUAACUUAUUUAGAAGAAAUAAUGAAAAUGGAAGGCAUUUUCGCACAACUAAUUUGUAAAAAAAAUAUUAUAAAUUAUUAAAAUACAAACAUUAAAGAGAAGUUUCAAAACUA